AUGGCGGAAGUAUCAGCCUUUCCACUGCCGCGGAGAAAGAAGCCAGUGACUUAUGGCAAAGCAUCACGCACCACAAACACCUGGAGCCUUGAUUCGCUCAAGGACGAUGAUACACAUGCGCCCACGCCGAAGCCACUGGCACGGAAGGAUACAAAGGUGAAAGAGACAUACACCGUGUCGAAGGUCGAGACGAAGACGCACACGCUCAAGCCGAUCAAACGCCGAGAGCAGAAGAGAGAUGCAUUCGAUGUGCCAUCGUCUGAUGACGAGGAAGAUGUGGAACCUGUUCGACGCAGUCAUGCACCCAAGCUCAUGCCAGGCCGGCGUCAUAUGAUAGAGCCGGUGCCAAAAGCGAAAGAAGAGCCGCUUGCGCCAUGGGAGAGGAAAAGAGCCGGGCAAUCACAGUCUGAGAAAGAGGAACGAGCACGAAGAAGGAAACAUUUUCCAGCAACGUCAGAUGCACAGCUCAUGUCGGAGCUCACGCAUGCACUGGAGCAGGAUCAAGAUAAGAGCAACGUGACAAGUCCACCAAAAGAGCGCUCAAUCGAGCCGAUGCAGCUAGACGCCAUGUCGCCUGCAAAGGUACCAAGCCCAGGCAAUGGAAGUGCUGCGGCGAGGCUACGGGCGAGGAAGCAGCUCAACGGUAAAACGAUUGCAUCGAAAGGAGAUCAGACCCCAACGCAAAAACGUCCAGGGCAAGAUGCGGACGCUGCGACCGCUUCCCCUCGAAAGAAGUUGAAAGCCGAACAAUCGCCCCUGACCGGUCAUUCCGACGUUGUCAUGGACGAUGCAACAGGCAAGCCGGCAUGUGAGCAUCCACAGGUCGUAAUACAUCCUUCUACCGAUAGCAUGGAUGUGUACGACCUGCCAGAUUCAAGUGCUGACGAGUCUAUCAAGAGCACACCGAAGGUGGCAACUCCCAAGCUUGGUGGAAACUCUCGACGGGGAAAGCUCACGACCUAUUCAAGAUCAUCCCCACGCAAAAUGGAUUCGGCUCCUGCCCGCCUGAGUGACAUGGUUGGUCCAGAGUCUACGGAUGCUACAUCGCCCUCUGCUGCGAAUAGCCCAACCGAAACUCCGCCAAGAUCUGCUGCUAGCCGCGUGGCCACGCCCGAGACUGCAUUCAAGGAUGCAGGGACGAUGACGCCGAAACAAGCUCGACUUUGGGAUCAGUUGCUGGACAGUGACAACUCUGCAGCGACCCCCAAUGUCCUUGCUAUUCGGGACCUGACGUUGAACACAAGACGAGUGGUGAAGACAAUAAAUGCGGAAUCGCGGUCGUUUGUUAAAUCCAGCUCUGAUGUAGGCCCGCGGCGUCGAUCCAAAUUGGUGGAUCGGUUGAAAGCUUCGGCGCCUUCGACGGACGCUGAAUCUAGCGACGACAGUGAUGACGAUACUACGAACUCCGAUGUCGAGAUGGAGGACGAUAAUGCCCCAACGCCAGUCGAAACGGAAGCUGCGCAGCUCUCGCAGUCCCAAAGCCAAAGUCAAAGCCAAAGCACUCGUGGGCCGAAGGUGACCUACGCUAGUAGGUCUAGAUCGCACCUACCAGAGGAUAGUCUUGAAGAUGGGCUCAUGUUCAGCCUGAGCUCAGAGACGCCUCAGCGUAAAGGCCCGACCUCGCGCGACGUCUCGAACAAAGGCAACCCAGCGUCCCAGAAGUCAGCUUUCGACCUAGACGACAGUGGAGAUGAGGCUCAGUCCGGCCGGGUACAGAACAUUCAUGAGUUGCGAGCUUCCGGUAUAAAUAUACGCUUCGCGAGUGAUAUGGACGCUCUAUUGCAAGAUAUUUGUGAUCACAACGCAUCUGCCCGCAGCAGAAGGAGGACCGCGUUGGUGGAUCUUGCCAACAAACUUGCAGACAAUGCGUUCGCCGAAAAGUUCUUGCGCCAGGGCUACGAACAGAACCUCGUUGCUGAGAUGGACACUGCGCGUGACGGGAUCGCAGACCUUGCAAUGGCGUCUGCCUUUGCGACGAUGUUGGCUCAUGAAGUUCCUGAGCACGUAGCUCCCUCACUUCGCGAUAGCGGCCUGGUAUCGUGGCUGGAUGAACUGCUCCAGGUGCGGGUCGACGCAACGAAAUUGGCCAAGGAUCGAAGAUACAACAUGUCGAAAUCGGCACAAAGAUCGUUUGUCGACUUCGCAACAACACUCAAGAGCCGAGAACUCGUUUGGGGCGAGACGACACCUACCCUCAUCAGUCCACGCAUUAUCGCACUCAAGAUCCUCGACAAUCUCGUUGGCCGACUGCGACGCUCUGGUGAUCGGAGCGAGAUUGUGAAGAUCAACGACCUUCGCCACAUUGUCCCACAAGAGGAUGAAGUUGGUGGGGACUCCGACCCAUCUAUCGACGUGACACUGGCUAUAUCAACUCUCGAAGCACUUUCUACGACUGCCUUGUCUUUGGCCUGGCCUAGUGAAAUUGUUGACAGAUUGAGGACCGUACUCGUUCAUUCGACGAGCAAGAACAGCGACUCGCAGCAGUUGCUUUUCUUGAACUUACGACUCUGCCUGAACCUCACAAACGAAAACGCGAAGAACUGCAAAGUAUUGGCAAAACCACCCACCGUGGCCUUCCUCCUCCGCGCGGUGAACGAGUGCUUCGCCAAACUCCACGCUGACGUCGAUGACGAGCCACGAGUGCCCAACCUGGACCUGCUGGUCCUGUCGAUGGGCAUCCUGAUCAACCUGACCGAACACAACGACGACGCGCGCCAACAGGCAACGACAACAGACGCACGCGCACUGCUCAGCUCACUUGUCGACGUGUUCCACGCCGGGCAGCAACGGCUCAUCGAGGCGGAAUCGGUCGAGCAGAGUGUCACCAACGUCGCUUACGGGUAUCUCGCCGUGGUACUCGCGAAUCUCUGCAGGAACGGGGAGGCCAAAGCUCUCGUUGCUUCCAAGCUCCCCGGCCACGAUCUCACGGCGCUGGUGGACGGGUUGGCGGAGUUUGUGUUGCAGCAUCAGACGGUCGAUACCACGCUCGAGCGCGAGGAGGGGAUGGAGGUGUGGAGGGCGUUUACGGAGAAGCUCAAGGAGGUGUUGAGGAUGUUGAAGGUCGAGGCUGGGAUGGUUUGA
Molecule: messenger RNA, 3081 nt
Organism: Zasmidium cellare ATCC 36951
Lineage: Eukaryota; Fungi; Ascomycota; Dothideomycetes; Mycosphaerellales; Mycosphaerellaceae
Exons: 1
Coding region: 1-3081 (1026 amino acids)
Biological process (GO): regulation of chromosome condensation
Source: RefSeq, a predicted model, not a curated record